AAUUCCAACUGUGAGGUUGGAAAAAGGCAAUGAGGCAGCAAAUUAAGCCAGCAACUUGUUUACUAAUAAGUUAUUUUGUACAAAUUCAUCUACUAACAAUCACACUAACACUACAUUGUAUUUAUUUGUGGCAAUACUGAGGCACCGCAGACCUAGUGACGCAAUUUGCAACAACUCAACGAGAGGUUUGACACCAAGCUCCAGCGCAGCCGCCUUUCAAAGGCAUUUCAUUCAUUCAUCAAAUGGGCAACUUACUCUCAUUUGAUACGUUUGUGGAUGUCUGCUGCAGAAAUGAGCGUGGUGUGGCAUGAAGUUUAGCAAGUGCAACGCGAAUGCUCGUAAGAGAUUGUUUAUGUUUAGGGCUGUUGCAGGCAAACCGUAUCAUAUUAUGAUAACUUAAUUUAUGUACUAGUGAGAAAUUUUGUAGUUUAUAAAAAUAACUGCCACAGAGCCGACAGUGCUCAGUCGAAAUGCGCGUGUGCAAUAUAACGGUUCGUAGUUGAAACAUAUAACGGGCGGCUCUAGUUGCGCGAAUUGUAUAAAAAUACAAACCAUCAUAACUACACACAUACUUUCAUACAAAUCUACGCGCAUGCGCACAUUUGCAAGUGCAAGUCAAGUGUGGCAAGUGGCAAAUAAAAUUUACUAACGCCGUACCUAGCGAGGUUCAAAUUCAAUUACACUAUUUCGGAUAGUUUUUUAUGAAAUGCAGUGAAGUAAAGCGCUACAACAACAAAAGAGUGUAAUAAUAGCCUCACAGGCAAAAAUAAAGAAAGUCAAACGGUGGUGGCCUUUCGCCUCAUAACGCAAAAAAAGUGCUGACAACAACAAAGCAAGCAUUUAAGUAAACAAUAAAAGCGGAAAUAGUUAAAUAAGUGAUGAUUUCACACACCAACAAAGUGCCAAUGCUUCAAAUGCUGCUGCUAACGUGCCUAGUGGAGCGCUACACCGCCACCAGUUGGCGGCAAGUGAAACCAAUGUAUCUGCUAUCCAUGUACGAGCCGUCCGAUGAUUAUUCUAGUGAGCCGUUGGUUUUAAGUUUAGAAACAGACGCCGACGCAGAAGACGACAUGCGGUUGCAACGCACGCCUGCGAUGGAUCGUAUUUUUGGCGGCAGCGUUGCCAAGCGUCACAGCUUUCCAUAUCAAGUCGGUUUGUUGUUGCAGCGGCCGAAGGGGCUGUACUGGUGUGGUGGUGCGUUGAUUUCGGAUGAAUAUGUCUUGACUGCGGCACAUUGCGUUGAUAUGGCUAAGCGUGCUUUAGUGUUUCUUGGUGCGCAUGAGAUUAAAAACGCCGACGAAAUGGGCCAAGUGCGCAUUAUGGUUAAGCGUAAUAGUUUCAUCAUAUACCCAUCGUGGAAUCCGCGACGUCUCAAAGAUGACAUCGCUUUGGUGCGCUUGCCAGUGCCGAUCGAAUUUAAUGACCGCAUACAGCCGAUUCCAUUGCCGCGUCGCAGUUAUGAGUACCAAGACUUUGAAAAUAAAUUAGCCAUCGCUUCCGGCUGGGGACGCUACGCGAUGGGCGCGCAUGCUAUAAGCAACGUGCUACGUUAUGUGAGGCUGCGCAUAAUCGACGGUUGGACCUGCAAACGCAGUUUCCCGCUCUCAUAUCACAGCACUAAUAUCUGCACGAGCGGUAAGUAUGCGCGUUCCACAUGCAACGGCGAUUCUGGCGGUCCACUGGUUGUACGACGCAAACAUACGAAAAAACGUAUACUCGUCGGUCUCACCUCAUUCGGCAGUAUAUAUGGCUGCAAUCUCGGCUAUCCGGCGGCAUUUACGAAAGUCGCUUCAUACCUGGACUGGAUUAAUGAUGAAACCGGCAUUGAGUUGUGGCAUGAAUCAUCGAACGCGAUUGUUUUCAAGAAAAUGUUAAAAGAUUACGAACGAAAGCAACGCCGAUACAAAUACCCAAAGGAGGACUCAACGAUGGAAGAUGAGGAAGACUGGAAUGACAGCACAGAACAGAUACCCGAAUUUACACCAGCACGCCUGAAUCGCCCAUCCAGGGUUGGCCGCACGUCGUAUACUUUAAGACCGCCAAGGCAAAGAGUGCGUUAUGCGCCGCCAAGAAGUUAUCGAAAAUAUAUUUUCUUGUGAGAUUUAAUUCGCUGCAAAUAAAGUUGUUUUCCAUGAUUCAUAUUCUGUAUAUAUUUUUGUUUUUUUUCAAUACCUCGGAAGCCUUUAAUAGCAUUUUUUUAAUAAAACAAGCCUUUCAAAACUGGGAGCAGACUCGAUUAUUUAAUCGGACGGAAACUGGCGCGAAUCCAAUCAGAUCUUUAUUGAACGCAAACCUGCUACUUAAACUGCAGACUAUCUGACGCGUUCACCAUUGAACCUUCGAAUAAAUUUGACACCUGGUUGAAGUAAUUUACAAUUCAUCGCAGGCUAGUUCGAUAAGACCGACAUAAAUUUAAGGAACCGAUAACGGAAUAAUAUAAUACCUUGAUUUCAU
Molecule: messenger RNA, 2454 nt
Organism: Bactrocera dorsalis (oriental fruit fly)
Lineage: Eukaryota; Metazoa; Arthropoda; Insecta; Diptera; Tephritidae
Product: brachyurin
Exons: 3
Coding region: 879-2099 (406 amino acids)
Biological process (GO): proteolysis
Molecular function (GO): serine-type endopeptidase activity
Source: RefSeq, a predicted model, not a curated record